This is a messenger RNA of Nerophis ophidion (straightnose pipefish), 1946 nucleotides long. It is a transcript of the gene chst13, whose product is annotated as carbohydrate sulfotransferase 11. The transcript has 3 exons. The record is from RefSeq and is a predicted model, not a curated record. Lineage: Eukaryota; Metazoa; Chordata; Actinopteri; Syngnathiformes; Syngnathidae. Gene Ontology annotation, molecular function: sulfotransferase activity. The coding region runs from base 417 to 1433 and encodes 338 amino acids. Gene Ontology annotation, biological process: proteoglycan biosynthetic process; carbohydrate biosynthetic process. Gene Ontology annotation, cellular component: membrane.
GGAAAAGAAGCCACCGGCCCGCUUCCAAAGCCCACUUUGUUCGGGGCGGAAAGAGAAGGGUUAACCGGGGGAAAAGAAGCCACCGGCCCGCUUCCAAAGCCCACUUUGUUCGGGGCGGAAAGAGAAGGGUUAACCGGGGAAAAAGAAGCCACCGGCCCGCUUCCAAAGCCCACUUUUAACAAGCUGCCCCGACACGCGUGUACAAGCCAUAACCCUUCACUCGGUCCACGGCUCGGGAGUGGAGCUUCUUCUCCCCCGCCGUCGCGUCUUCCUCGUCGGACAUGCGAGGAUGUCCUGGCCGCUAAGGAGCACCAGAGGUCAGCGAGACGGAUCGAUGCUGUUACCCGGGAUAAAGUAGAGCAAGAACGGCCACACUCGCCUCGCCUACUCGGUCUCUCCGACCCCGAAGACUCAGGAUGUGGAAAACCAAAAUCACUCGGAUGGUUUUUGCUUUAAGUCUCGGAUGCUUCGUCGUGGUCAUCUUGUACUGUAACAGCAAUGUCAGAACAGCUUCGGAGCAAACCGGGGAAGGAGGCAUGAGGCAGAAGCCCAGGAGGAGUCCUCUGCAGACACUUUAUGAUGGUGACCAGGCUGAGUCAGCAGUCCAGGCCAUCCAUCAGGGCAGGCGGGAGCUGCUAGAAGAGGCCUGUCGCGCCUACACCAGAAAACGUCGAGUCCUGAUCCAGGAGGACCUGAAGCACGUCAUCGUGGACGACCAGCACGGCCUGCUGUACUGCUACGUGCCCAAGGUGGCGUGCACCAACUGGAAGCGGGUCCUCAUGGUCCUGACGGGCGCCGGGGGAUCUCGCCGGGACCCGUUGGCGAUACCGGCGAACGAGGCGCACGUCUCCGGGAAUCUCCGCACCCUGUCCGAGUACUCGGCCUCCCAGAUCAACCAGCGGCUGCGCUCCUACUUGAAGUUCGUGUUCGUGCGCGAGCCCUUCGAGCGGCUGGUGUCGGCGUACCGCAACAAAUUCACGCGGAGCUACAACACCGCCUUCCACAAACGCUACGGCACCAAGAUAGUGCGGCGACACAGAGCUCACCCGCGGCCGGAAGCUCUGGCGAACGGCGACGACGUCUCCUUCGCCGAGUUCGUGUACUACCUGGUGGACGAGGCCACCCAGGCGGAGGAGCCCUUCAAUGAGCACUGGGAGAGGGUGCACUCGCUGUGCCACCCCUGCUUCAUCCACUACGACGUGGUGGGCAAGUACGAGACGCUGGAGCAGGACUCGGACUACGUGCUGCGGCUGGCCGGGGUGGAGGACGAGGUCAGCUUCCCGGCCUCGUCCAAAAGCACCAGGACUACGGGAGACAUGGCGGCACAGUUCUUCCACAACAUCAGCCCUUUCUACCAGAAGAAGCUGUUCAACCUCUUCCGCAUGGACUUCCUGUUAUUUAACUACUCUGUGCCAGCGUACCUCAACUUUUGAGACUUGGAGUUGUUCUUCCACAGGAUAAGUCUACAAAACAUCACGGUACGUACGAUCAGGGCCUCAGCUUUUUACCUGAGAUGUCCGAUAAUGGCUUUUUUUGGCCCAUAUUCCGAUAUUGUCCAACUCUUAAUUACCGAUACUGAUAUACAGGGGGGCCAAAAAGUAUUUAGUCAGCCAGCGAUUGUGCAAGUUCUCCCACUUCAAAUGAUGACAGAGGUCUGUCAUUUUCAUCAUAGGUACACUUCAACUGUGACAGACAGAAUGUGGGAAACAAAUCCAGGAAUUCACAUUGUAGGAAUUUUAAAGAAUUUAUUUGUAAAUAUGGUGGAAAAUAAGUAUUUGGUCACUUCAAACAAGGAAGAUCUCUGGCUCUCACAGACCUGUAUCAAUCAAUCAAUCAAUCAAUCAAUCAAUCAAUCAAUGUUUAUUUAUAUAGCCCCAAAUCACAAAUGUCUCAAAGGACUGCACAAACCAUUACGACUACAACAUCCUCGGAAGAACCCACAAAAG